This is a messenger RNA of Tachysurus fulvidraco (yellow catfish), 1940 nucleotides long. It is a transcript of the gene loxa, whose product is annotated as lysyl oxidase a. Gene Ontology annotation, molecular function: copper ion binding; protein-lysine 6-oxidase activity. NCBI's taxonomy places the organism in Eukaryota, Metazoa, Chordata, Actinopteri, Siluriformes, Bagridae. The record is from RefSeq and is a predicted model, not a curated record. The transcript has 7 exons. Bases 260 to 1471 code for a protein of 403 amino acids. Gene Ontology annotation, biological process: peptidyl-lysine oxidation.
UUCUCUCCUUUCAUUUUGCGCAUCAGUCGGGAACGACGCAGAGCAACUGGAGGCUGCACCGAGAUUUUUUUUUUUUCAUCAUGCACAUGAUGCUUUUUAUUAUUUUUUCACUGAAUAGGCUGUAGGAAAUAGAGUUUAGGCUUUGACCGUUCGAUUAAUAAAGCAACAAUAACAACAACAGAGCAUUAGGCGUUUAUUUUGUUUAAUAUAAAACCAACUGGCAUUGUGUAGCACGGACCUCGGGGAUCUCACGGACAAAAUGCGCGUACAACAACUCCACACGGUAUUUUACGCGUGCGCGCACCUGUGUUUAUUAAGCUGCGUGCUUCAAAGCGUACAGAGUCAGCGGGACUCGACACCUCUUAGGCGGACCAUUCAGUGGAAGCACGACGGCAGACUCUUCAGCAUCCUGAGUCAGGGCGCGCAGUACGUGCCUCCGUUAAGGAGAAACGGAAAUGGAAAUGGAGAGCAGCAGCAGCAACAGGAGCAGCGGCAACAGCAGUCUCCGGUCAAACCCCUAACCGUGAUCAGCAGCGUCCAUGCAAGACAAAGCGAGCCGUCUAGUUCUUCCGCGCCAUCGCACUUACACGGAUCGCGCCGGUUGCCUCUCAGGCGCGCCGGUGCGCCUCGCGGGCGCGUAAACGAAACCGCGCGCACUGCUGCGGAGCAAGUUCCUUCUGCGUCUCCGUUUCCGCCGCCUCCGAGAGCGCGAGAGGACUCCAUGGUCGGAGAUGAUCCUUAUAAUCCGUACAAGUACAGCGAACAGGACAACUACAACUACUAUGACGCGUACGAAAGACCAAGCCCGAGACAGAGACCCGGAUACGGAACAAGGUACUUUCAGUACGGUUUGCCUGACCUCGUGCCAGAUCCGUACUACAUUCAAGCCUCCACCUAUGUGCAAAGAGUGCCGAUGUACAACCUCCGAUGUGCUGCAGAGGAAAACUGCCUGGCCAGCUCAGCAUACAGGUCCAGUGUGAGAGAUUAUGAUACGCGGAUGCUGCUACGCUUCCCACAACGAGUCAAGAACCAAGGCACGUCCGACUUCCUGCCUAGCCGGCCACGCUAUUCCUGGGAAUGGCACAGCUGCCAUCAGCACUACCACAGCAUGGACGAAUUCAGCCAUUACGACCUGCUGGACUCCAGCUCUCACUCUCGUGUGGCUGAGGGACACAAGGCAAGCUUCUGCCUGGAGGACACGUCCUGCGAUUACGGCUACUACAGACGCUUUGCUUGUACCGCUCACACACAGGGUCUGAGUCCAGGGUGUUACGAUACUUACAACGCCGAUAUUGACUGUCAAUGGAUCGACAUUACAGACGUGAAACCUGGGAAUUACAUCCUCAAGAUCAGCGUUAACCCCAGUUAUCAGGUUCAAGAAUCUGACUACAACAACAACAUUGUGCGGUGUGACCUUCGCUACACCGGCAACUAUGUAUACGUUUCAGGAUGUCAGUUGUCGCCGUAUUAAAACACUUUCAGGUCGACUUCACAAACGAAGACUAUCUGCUAUCCUGAAGAAAAGUUGCAGAUUUCCACAUUAAGACUGAAUACGAUAUUUCUGAUAUCAAUCAUUUUGAAACUUAGCGCAUAUUACAAGAUGAAGCUUAGGUAAAGUUCUGUCUUUUAUUUUAUGUCUUUUUUCUUUUGAAUCAAUUUGUUAAAAGAUUAAGAUGAAGUGAUGUUUUCAAUAAAGAAUAUAAAUUUUUUACCAAAAAAAUAUCUUCCAGCUGAAAAUAAAAUGGUCGUUCUGGUAGAAAGUGCAGUUUAUUCACCUACACGGCCAUGUUUAACUUUACAGUUAGGACAACUAAAGGUUCAGUCUGAUCCACGCUGGACAACAAUCAGCUCUUUGAAGAUGUCGGUGACGCUACAUUUGCUCAUAUUACUGCAAGACAUGUAUUACAUGAAAAUGACUUGAAUAAAUAUUCAUUCUCUGA